ACUGUAAAUCACCAAAGCUGUAAUAUCGCCGAGGCUUGUUUUUCUAGUACGCAGCAGGCGCUCAACAGCGAUGGAUUGAUGGAUUUGGAAUCCACAAGGAUACAAGAAUAAAAAUGUACGACUUCUUCCAACGCUAAAACAUUAGGAACGGAAAAGAAAGGAGUGGGUGAGUUUAAAGCGCUUACGUUUAUCCGAGUCAAUGUUUACCUACACACUCAGGUGAAGACAGACCUGUAAACAUUGUGCGCUGCCGCCCGAAUCAGACUGUUUUCUUCAACUAAUAGAUUAGCAACUAAUAUUUUCAUGAUUUUAUCCAGUUUCUUAAUAACAAUAAGUGCGAUUGCACCUUUAUUUAAUGUAAUGUGUUGUAAAUAGAUUAUGAUUAAGCAUGCAUAAGCAUGCACGGCAGCAUCGUCGCGAUUUAUCAAUAAACGUGUAUUAAAAACGUCCCAAGAACGUAAUAUAUGCUAUUUAGAAAGAUCGGAUGUAGCAUCGGCUUAUGUAUUAUGUAAAGAAUAUAAAUAAAUAAUGUGGGCAGUGGGCUGUAACCUACUCUAAGAGCAGGAAUAACGAUACAUGCAUCUGAUUGCAAUAUUAAAAGCAUCGCAAGCCACACUGUGCACUUCUGAGAACAGAUGCAGGGCCAGAUGUCUUCCAAUAACAACAUCAUGUCCAAGAAUAUCCGGACGGAGUACAUGAAGAAGUUCAGAGAUCCCAAAUGGGAGACGUUCUCCAAAAGUUAUGAGGACUCUGUGAAGUACAGACUGACGCGGAGGCUGAUGGAGCAGACACACAGACCGUUAUUCGGGGACAGAUGGGAAAGCGGGUCCGACUCGAGCGGCAGAUCCAGUCCCAAACUGAAAGACGGGAACGUCUUGAAUGCCAGACACUACAGCUCCUCAUCAGAGUCCAGGAAGGAGAACGCAGAGGUGCUGUCCUCCUGGAAGCCACAGGUGAAUGGAGAAGUUCACACAGAUACGAGUUCAGCCGGGGAAAGCUCUCUUCCCUUGGAAAAUGGUUAUAAAGAUGCAACUCCUAACGGACCAUCAGAAUCGAAUCUAAAACGGCGACAGAAGCACCGUGCGCCCCGUUCAGAGCCCUGCUACCCUGAUAAAGAGCUGGAUAGUGACGAAUCUCAGCUAUCUCUGUCAAGAAAACCAUCCAGGGCCAAGAGCCAACCACCGGGCAGCAAGGAGCGGACGUCCAACCGUGAGAACAGACGGUCUUUCAUCCGUCAUGACUGGGCAGAGAGGCACAUUGAGACCAGGGACAGAAGGACACCAAAUAUGAGAGUGUCAGUGUCCGCUGGAGAGAUACAUCGGGCAGACGUGGGCGUCCAGACAAGAAGAGAGGUCAGAAAAGGUGGACGAUCAUCAGACCGGCGGCGGGCGAGAUCAGCUGACCUGGAGAAGUCCAGAAGAUCAGCACUGAGUGUGAGGGACGAGCGCUGGACGACCGAGUACAUGAGCUGCUUCUCUGCUCGACUGAGGUAGAGCCGUUUCUAUCACUGAUGACGCCGCAAGAGAAACAUCCAACAACUGAACGAAAAGAUACAUGCACUCCUUUAAAUUCAAUAUGAUAUUCAGAAGUUCUUUAUAGAAGAAUAUAAAGAUUUCUUUCUGAUGCUGGUUACAAUCACUUUGUCAUGAAUGCAUUUAAGGACUACUACACCAAAACACGUCGUAUCUCAAAUACUUUGUUUUUAAUAUUUGUAGUAUCUUGUUUCUAUUUAUUAUUUAUUAGCUUUUAAUGAGCAUUUUAUGUCUGGUGUUCAGCGUUUGGUGGGUAUAUUAGAUGGCUUCUGAUCUUUUGUCAUGAUUUUUAACAUGGGCUGCAGGGAUUUAAUGAUCAAAUUAUAUUUUUGUGUGGACCAAACAUUUCAUGUAAGGAUGAGUGGUUUGUUUCUGACUAUGAUUGUUUAUUCUGAUCUUUCCAGAAUGUUAUUGUCAUUACGAUGUCAGCUGUAAAACGUACCGUUCUUCUGAAUGUGUUUGGUUUGUUUUAACUAAGGCCGUGUUAGGAGUGCAGUGCUGUGCAAGUGUUUCUUCCUCCCUGAUCACCAACAAUCAAUUUUAAUCCACUUUUUGCACAAAGAUGUCAAGUAAUGAAUAUUUCAGAUGGAAAAAAUAAUUGAGGGCUAGUUGAAGGCCAUCAUUUGAUUCUUGUGAAUGUGAUUAUUUAUCCUGCAUUAAGUUAUUAGAGCACAGAUCUGAUAUGAAAAAUACACAUUUAGCUUUUCUGUCAUAUUUAAAAGGCAUCAGCACUGAUGUCAUAGACACUUUGAAUGCGCCGUGACCCUUUACUUUGCUCUUUAUCUUAAUAACUGGUUGCCUGUUAUCUGGACUUUUUUUAUUCUCUUAUACACUUGCUUAUCAUUUCAUAAAAGGAAACUCAUUGGGUUUCAGGCUACUUACAUUGAUGUUCUUGAAUGUAGUAUAUGAAAUAUGCUAACUUGUUGAUGUUCCCCCGGCGAUGUUUACAUUUUGCCCACUGUAUUUGUACAUCUGAACAUGCACAGCUAGAUAUAUUUUCACCUGCAGAACAGAAGUACUCUUAAUGCACUGCAAUGAAUAAACUCUGUUUGAGUAA
Messenger RNA from Carassius gibelio (silver crucian carp), 2589 nucleotides. RefSeq names its product centriole, cilia and spindle-associated protein. Bases 636 to 1493 code for a protein of 285 amino acids. Gene Ontology annotation, biological process: regulation of mitotic spindle assembly. The record is from RefSeq and is a predicted model, not a curated record. Gene Ontology annotation, cellular component: ciliary basal body; spindle; cytoskeleton. Lineage: Eukaryota; Metazoa; Chordata; Actinopteri; Cypriniformes; Cyprinidae. Gene Ontology annotation, molecular function: microtubule binding. The transcript has 4 exons.